AUGGUGGAAAAUAGAGAUUGGAUGUAUAAUGCUCCUAGAGUGAGUGUGGAGUUCAUUAAUAAUGUCAAUGACUUUCUUGAGAGAGCAUUUGCUAAUGAAGCAGUAGGGGAUGAAAUAUGUUGCCCUUGUCGCAUUUGCUGUAAUCGUUUUUGGUAUAGUCGUGAUGUUGUUUAUGAUCACCUUAUUGUCAAAGGAUUUAUAGAGAAUUAUUAUGAUUGGUUCUUUCACGAAGAGGGUGUGUCAUCAAGGAUGGAUGUUGAUGACAAUAAUGAAGAAGUUGAUGAUGUUGCUGAUGAUGCUCAAGACAACCUGGAUGGGUUAUUGCAUGAUGUAUUUAGAGAUGUAGUAGAAGAGUCUCCAGUGAACCAAGAAGAUGACCUAAGUGACCAUGAAGAAAGGUUAACUAAGGAGGCCAAGAAAUUUUAUAAGUUAGUUGAUGAAGAUAAGCAGCAGUUGUUUCCAGGAUCCAUAUGGAGAGAGGCAAUUCCUGAAAUAAAUCUACCAAAGUCUUAUUAUGAGGCUAAAAGAAUUGUGAAGGAUUUGGGCCUUGAUUACAAGAAGAUACAUGCUUGUCCUAAUGACUGCAUGCUUUACCAUGGAAAAGAUGGAGAAAAAGUUGCUUGCAGUAAAUGUGGUGAAAGUAGAUGGAAGGCAAAUAAGCAGGGUGUUCCAGCCAAGGUUUUAAGAUAUUUUCCUUUAAAACCUAGAGUUCAAAGACUAUUCAUAUGUUCUCAGACUGCUGAAUCCAUGAGUUGGCAUGCAAAAGAGCGCCUCCAGGAUGGGAAACUAAGGCACCCAGCAGAUGGCAAAGCAUGGAAGGAUUUUGAUUCCAAUCAUCCUGAUUUUGCACUAGACCCUCGUAAUGUGAGGCUGGGCUUGGCUAGUGACGGGUUUAAUCCAUUUCGGACUAUGAGCAUUUCGCAUAGCACAUGGCCGGUGAUCUUGAUAAAUUAUAAUUUACCACCCUGGAUGUCUCUAAAGCCAGAAUAUUUCAUGUUGUCUUUGCUUAUUCCAGGGCCUCAGUCGCCUGGGAAUAAUAUCGAUGUUUACUUGCAACCGUUGAUUGAUGACUUGAAAGAGCUAUGGGAAGUCGGGUUGCUUACUUAUGAUGCUUCAAGUAAACAAUCAUUUUAUGUUCGUGCAGCUUUACUUUGGACUAUAAGCGACUUUCCAGCAUUUGCAAUGUUGUCCGGAUAG
Messenger RNA from Asparagus officinalis (garden asparagus), 1197 nucleotides. RefSeq lists its product as uncharacterized. The coding region runs from base 1 to 1197 and encodes 398 amino acids. Lineage: Eukaryota; Viridiplantae; Streptophyta; Magnoliopsida; Asparagales; Asparagaceae. The transcript has 2 exons. The record is from RefSeq and is a predicted model, not a curated record.